CACUCCAACACACAAGUUGCUUAAUUUUGUUUGAAUAUCCAACAUUCCAUCUUCAAAACAAGCCACCUACAUGGCUAGCUCACUGGUGCUGAUUUUCAGUCUAGUCCUCACUGCAUUGGAAAGCUUCGGCACCCAGCAGGUCGAGGCUCGUGCCUUUUUCGUGUUCGGAGACUCCUUGGUCGACAAUGGCAACAACAAUUACUUACUAACCCAGGCUCGUGCCGACGCUUAUCCUUAUGGCAUUGACUAUCCAACUGGUCGACCAACGGGCCGUUUCUCCAAUGGCUACAACAUCCCUGACUUCAUCAGUCAAGCUCUUGGUUCAGAAUCCACGUUGCCUUACUUGAGUCCAGAGCUCACUGGACAAAGGCUACUCGUUGGUGCCAACUUUGCUUCUGCUGGCAUUGGAAUCCUCAAUGACACCGGAAUUCAGUUUGUAAACAUAAUCAGAAUGUACAGACAAUUUGAGUAUUUUCAAGAAUACCAGCAAAGAGUGAGUGCCCUUAUCGGAUCUGAACAGACGGAGCGACUUGUAAACGGAGCACUUAUUCUCGUGACUGUUGGCGGCAACGACUUUGUCAACAAUUACUACUUGGUUCCCUACUCUGCUAGAUCUCGUCAAUAUUCUCUUCCAGAUUAUGUCGAAUACCUCAUUUCCGAGUUCAGAAACCUUCUUUUGAGGCUAUACGAUCUUGGAGGGCGUAGGGUUUUGGUGACAGGUACAGGACCAUUGGGCUGUGUUCCAGCUGAGUUGGCCACGAGAAGUUCUAACGGUCAGUGCUCAGCCGAGCUGCAAAGAGCUGCAGGUCUCUUUAAUCCACAACUUAAUCAGAUGCUAAGUGGACUCAACAGCGAACUGGGUGCCGAUAUCUUCAUUGCUGCUAACACUCACCAGAGUGCUAGUGACUUCGUGACUAACCCUCAAUCAUAUGGAUUUACUACAUCGAAAAUUGCCUGCUGCGGGCAAGGACCUUACAAUGGGCUGGGGUUGUGCACUGGAUUGUCCAAUUUGUGCCCCAACAGAGACCUAUAUGCUUUCUGGGAUUCAUUUCAUCCAUCAGAAAAGGCAAACCGGUACAUUGUUCAGAAUAUUCUGUCCGGCACUACUGAAUACAUGAACCCCAUGAACCUCAGCACCAUUUUGGCUUUGGACUCCAGGACCUAGACAUCAUUUGCGUGUUUUCAUUUCACACUCUCUAUGAGAGACUUUAUUUUCAGUGUAUACUAGAACUAUAUAAUACCAGCUAGCUAUCAUUCACGUGUUUGUACCUUUGUAUGCUGGAAUAGUACUGCUGGAUUGUCAAGUACUUGUCAAUUUUUCUAGUUAAUCUUUGAUGAAUGGCGGAGCUACACCAGGGCCUGACGUGGCCUUGGCACCCCUCAGUCUAUGCAAUUAUAUAUGAUUAACAUAAGCAGGAAAUAUUUCUUA
Rosa rugosa (rugosa rose) is the source of this 1429-nucleotide messenger RNA. RefSeq names its product GDSL esterase/lipase LTL1-like. Gene Ontology annotation, molecular function: hydrolase activity, acting on ester bonds. The record is from RefSeq and is a predicted model, not a curated record. The transcript has 5 exons. NCBI's taxonomy places the organism in Eukaryota, Viridiplantae, Streptophyta, Magnoliopsida, Rosales, Rosaceae. The coding region runs from base 71 to 1165 and encodes 364 amino acids.